AUGGCUUCACCUCCCAAUCCGAUCGGGGUGAGCCCAGGAGGCGAUGUAGAUGCCGCAGAGCGCUUUGUGGUCGGGACGCGAUUUUCUCCCUCGACGCCUGAAGCAAAUGCUCUCUAUGCGGCCGUGGGACAGAGGGGGCAGAGUAUGGCAGCUUCGCCCUACUCGGCUUCUUUCGGGAUUAAGGAUAAUAUGACCCUCGCGGAUAUUCGACGAAAAGCCCAGGAAGAAAAGGAAUAUGGACGUGAUGCCGCGCAUCUGAAAAGAUACAGACAUCUCAAUUAUACUUCGGAGACGAGCGUUCUUCAGUUCACCGAAAGGAAACUGUCCACGCUGUACUGCGCGGUUUGUGGUGCUCACGCGCUAGUCACCGAAGUCGAUUUCCAAAACCUUCCGCGUCGCGGAUCAGACGAUGCCGCCAUACUGGAAUCUUUCAAUAAACUCUAUACUGUCCCGUCGGAGCGCGUCCUGCUGCGAAGGCCUGCAGGUUUGGAAGUGCAGUACAGGAUGGUGUGUCGCGACUGCGGCUUUCCACUUGGAUACCGACCGGUGCCCUUCAACGAACCGACUCGGAUGGUCUACUUUUUCAAAGGCGCGCUCGUGCCGGAACAGAGUCAGGCUGGCGCUUUGCAGCCACGCAAACGAUGA
Molecule: messenger RNA, 645 nt
Organism: Neospora caninum
Lineage: Eukaryota; Apicomplexa; Conoidasida; Eucoccidiorida; Sarcocystidae
Exons: 4
Coding region: 1-645 (214 amino acids)
Source: RefSeq, a predicted model, not a curated record